GCGGUGAUCUCAGGAGCAGGGUUGUUGCCGUGCGUGAUUUGGAGGAUAUAGUGAGUGAGCCCUCUGUGGAUCCUGGUCACAUCUGCAGAGUGUUCCAGAGACCAUCUGUGAUUGUUUUUUGAGAUAGUUUCGCUUCAUGAGGUUAUGGGAGAGAAGGAGCCAUGUCAGAAGAAGGUGUUACUGAGACACGAUUUUCUCUGAAGACGGCAGCUCUGCGGGUGUUCCAUCUCCCCCUUUCUUGGUAUUAUUCUCUUAACCAGGUAAAGCUUUCCCCUGGGCUGAAGAAGCUUUUCACAGUAACAGCAGUGAGUGCAAUAUCUGUGAUUUUUCUGGCCCAUCACUUUAAAAGGAGACGUGGAAAGAAAAACAAGAAAGUGCCCCCAUGGGAGCCAAGUCACCUGGUGUUGGAGUGUACCAAAGCAGCUGAUUCAGAAAAAGGUUCUAGUUGUUCCAGCAGUCGACAAAACUUGACCCUUUCCCUGAGCUCUGCCAAGGAGAAAGGAUCUCAGUCUUGUAUCUAUGCAAAUGGAGGACUUUUCAGUAAAUACUCUGGUUCAGUCCAAAGCCUGACCUCGGUUCAGAGUGCCACCUCUUGUCACAGCUGUGCUUGUGCCAAUUCUAAUUCCUGGGAUAAAGCAGAUGAGGAUGACAUUAAGCUUGUCAAUAUUCCAGUGACUACACCUGAAAAUUUAUAUUUGAUGGGGAUGGAGCUGUUUGAGGAGGCCCUGCGGCGCUGGGAGCAGGCGCUGACUUUUCGGAACAGGCAAGCUGAGGAUGAAGCCAUCUGUGGCUCCAUUAAGCUGGGAGCAGGAGAUGCCAUUGCAGAAGAAAGUGUAGAAGAUAUCAUCAGUGCUGAAUUCAUUCAUAAGCUUGAAUCUCUUCUUCAAAGAGCUUAUCGUCUUCAGGAGGAGUUUGAGGCCACCCUUGGGGUCUCUGAUCCUGCUGCUCUAGCUAAUGAUGUUGAUAAAAACACAGACAUUACUGUGAAGGAUAACACGGAUGAUUUCUGCCUUCGAGACACAUUGAGCAUUGCAUCAACAGACUCCUUUGUUUCCACAGCUGAGCUUACAGAGCACAGGGAGAUCCGUAACACGUACGGGCUGGAUUCCCUUUGCCACUGCCCCUUGUAUGAAGAAGCCAUGCACUUGGCAGAAGAAGGCAAAAUAUAUUCACGAGUGUUAAGGACUGAAAUGUUUGAAUGUCUAGGAGACAGUGACUUCCUUGCUAAGCUGCACUGUAUUCGACAAGCUUUUCAGGUAAUUCUUUCAGAAACAGCAAACAGAAUAUUUCUUGCUGAAAGUGGAAGAAAAAUUUUGUCUGCUUUAAUUGUGAAAGCACGAAAGAACCCAAAGAAAUUUGAAGAUGUCUUUGAUGAAAUGAUAUAUUUUUUGGAACAAACAGACCACUGGGAUAAUACCGAAAUGGAACUUGCUGCUAGAGGAGUGAAAAACCUGAAUUUUUAUGAUGUUGUUCUGGACUUCAUAUUAAUGGAUUCAUUUGAAGAUUUAGAAAAUCCACCUAUAUCUAUACAGAAUGUAGUCAAUAACCGCUGGUUAAAUUCCUCUUUUAAAGAAACAGCUGUAGCUUCAAGCUGUUGGUCAGUACUGAAGCAGAAAAGACAGCAAAUGAAGGUGCCUGAUGGAUUUUUUGCACAUUUCUAUGCUAUAUGUGAACAUAUCAGCCCUGUUUUGGCGUGGGGCUUUUUGGGCCCUAGAAAUUCCCUUUAUGACUUAUGCUGCUUCUUCAAGGAUCAAGUGCUUUUCUUCCUCAAGGACAUUUUUGAUUUUGAAAAGGUGAGGUACUCCAGCAUGGAGAGCCUGGCUGAGGAUCUCACCCAGCUGCUGAUCCGGCACACGGAGCUGCUCCUGGCUUACCUGGGAGCAGAUUCCCUGAGGCACGUGGGGGCCUGUGUGAGCUCUCAUGGGCACGUCGUGCCCAGCGGGCUCCUGGAAGCAAAAGUCCAGUAAGCUCUGAAAAUCCGUGACAAAUGCCAGGGAGUGCACGUUGGGGUGCUCCUUCCCACCUUUUUUCUCUAAUGCUGAAGCUACAUCAUGGCUCUCGGUGAGCAAGCAACUGGAAAUGCAUCACGUCACUACAGUGUGGAAAAGGACUCAGGGAGGUUAAAUGUACACCUGUGAAAAGAAAUGGGGAGUGUGUUAUUGUAUAUACCUAAAUUAAUUUUGCAGCCCAGCUGUCGCUGUAUUUAUACUUCAUGUAUCCCAAAGCUUUUUUCUGUAAUAUUUGGGUAAAGUUUAUUUAUGAAAUACUGUACUUUUGCACAGAUGAUUUGUGAGUGAAGCUGAUGGAGUUGUUCCCAUUUAAAGGCUUACAGUACAAAGUGUUCAUUGCAGAGUCUCAUCAUUAGGUGUCUGGAAGGUGUUUUGCCUGCAGUCUCUGAUUCAUGUGACACAUGCAAUAAAGGAAUCACACUCACAAAACUGAACAUGUUGCCCCUGCCCUGGGAUUCCAUUUGUGUGGGUGUAAGCAGCCAUUCUGUACUGCAGUGCAAGGGAGCAGUGCAGGAAAUGCAAGCACUGUUGGGGCAGGAAUGACUGCCAGUAUGCAUUUUUUUACUUUAUUUUGUUUUAAAAUAUCUAAACAUCAUUAAGGUGUUUAAAAAUACUUAUUUAUAUUUUAAAAGCUAUGCUAGCUUCACCAAUUAAUUUUAAAACCUUUCCUUGUUCUAAAACUGUUACUACUCUAUGUGGUGGUAAAUUAACCAAUAGCAUUCUCAGUUCAUAUGUAGCAUUUCAAAAUAUAUUUUUAAAUAAGUAUGUAUGGUAAGAUUUGUUAAUCAUGAAGCAGAAUUGAAGGCAGUGUUUUAUAAUUUAAAGCACUUCAGUCUUCCUCCCUUCUCUGUGGGAAGUCAGGUGUCUAUUUAAGAAAUUCAAGCAGUUGUGGCCAUCUGUGUGCAGUGGGAAACUGUGGCUCAGGCUGUGGAACCCUGAGGGAACUCACAGUAAUGUUUUUUCCUGUUCUGGGGGUAAUAAAUAAUGAUGAGGUAUAAUCUUUGAAUUUCUGUAAACUGAAGCAAUGCUUCAUAAUUAGUUUAGGCUCUUAAACUACACUUACGUAUGCUUUGCCACACAGAGCCAGCCCACAAGAAUCUGUCCUGUGUCAAGAAAUACAGAGUAAGUAAUUACAGAGCAAUUCCAAAUAUUCAGAUACUUGAGAAGCAUGUUGUUAAAAAUCUAAGAUAUCAAAACAAUCCUUGACUAGAAAAAUGUCACCUUUUGUUGCAAACACAACCCAAAAUGACAAUAUCCAAGAGGAGGGCCUGUGUAAUUCAAGGAUUUUACCGAAGCCAACAUUUUGCUCCUUUAUUUAUGAAAUGUUGUACUCAUUUGAUAAGUACAAAAAUGAUGAAAAUGUGUCAUAUGACUUGUGUGAAAUGCCAACUGAUUAUAAUUUAUUUAACAAAAAAAAAAGUAUACUUCUAUGUGUAAUAAAAGAGAAAUUCCAAAUGCU
This is a messenger RNA of Pseudopipra pipra, 3468 nucleotides long. RefSeq names its product mitoguardin 1 (gene MIGA1). Gene Ontology annotation, biological process: mitochondrial fusion. The record is from RefSeq and is a predicted model, not a curated record. The coding region runs from base 162 to 1967 and encodes 601 amino acids. The transcript is spliced from 16 exons. Lineage: Eukaryota; Metazoa; Chordata; Aves; Passeriformes; Pipridae.